Tripterygium wilfordii is the source of this 480-nucleotide messenger RNA. RefSeq lists its product as uncharacterized. The record is from RefSeq and is a predicted model, not a curated record. The coding region runs from base 1 to 480 and encodes 159 amino acids. Lineage: Eukaryota; Viridiplantae; Streptophyta; Magnoliopsida; Celastrales; Celastraceae. The transcript has 2 exons.
AUGGGCUAUUACCUUGCUGAUGGUAUAUAUCCUGGGUGGGCAACUUUUGUGAAAACAAUUUCUUGUCCACAAGGUUUGAAGAACAAACAUUUUGUUAUAAUACAAGAGGCGAGAUGUAAAGAUGUUGAGAGGGCUUUUAGAGUGCUCCAAGCCCAUUUUGCUAUUGUGCAUGGACCUGCUCAUCCUAGGGACGUGAAUACGCUUUCAACUAUCAUGAAAGCAUACAACAUUUUGCAUAACAUGAUAAUUGAGGAUGAAGGAGAACCCGGUGACACCAUCUUUGAUGAUAAUGAUUCUUAUCCUCCUAUACAGGUGUCGCGUGGACGUGCAAUUGAAGAGAUGUUUCAAAAUUUGGGCCGAAUUAGGAGUAGUGAAUCCCACACUCAACUCAAGUUGGAUUUAAUUAAGCAGUUGUGCCCACAACAUUCUUCUGAAAAUGGGGAUGAUGGCAGCAUGUCCCUGAUCAUGGUUCUUCUUUAA